AUGUCCGCCGACAGGGGAACACUUAAUAGGAAUCCUGAUAUGAAAAAAUUGGUAAAGUUCCUUUCAGAAUAUUUUUUCGUCGGGGCUAGGACACCAUCUAAGAGUAUGGAACGGUAUGAAAAAAUAGGAAAGUUGGGAGAAGGAAGUUAUGGUAUUGUUUAUAAAUGUAGGAAUCGAGAUACUGGAGAAAUUGUGGCUAUCAAGAAAUUUGCUGAAAGCGAAGAAGACCCUCUAAUAAGGAAGAUAGCACUCAGAGAAAUUAGACUUUUAAAGAAUCUUAAACAUCCCAACCUCGUGAACCUCAUUGAAGUAUUCAGAAGAAAACGACGCCUUCAUUUAGUUUUUGAGUUUUGCGACAAAACGGUUUUAAAUGAAUUGGAAAGAUAUCCACGUGGUUGUCCAGAUCUUCUGACUCAGCAGAUUAUAUGGCAAACUCUUCAAGCAGUAGCGUACUGUCACCAGCACGGCUGCAUUCAUAGGGAUAUUAAACCUGAAAAUAUACUUUUAACAGCUACGGGUGUUGUCAAAUUGUGUGAUUUUGGAUUUGCAAGGAUGUUAAAUCCCGGAGAAAAUUAUACGGACUAUGUUGCAACACGAUGGUAUAGAGCACCGGAGUUACUUGUAGGUGAUACGCAGUAUGGAACUCCAGUGGAUGUGUGGGCAAUAGGUUGCGUUUUAGCCGAACUCAUAAAAGGUGAAGCACUGUGGCCCGGAAAAUCAGAUGUAGAUCAACUCUUCCUCAUAAGAUCAACAGUCGGUGACCUCUUACAAAGACACAUGCAGGCUUUCAAAAAUAAUGAUUUUUUUAGCGGUACUAUUCUUCCAGUUCCUGGACAAAUUACACCUUUAGAAGUUAGAUUACCUAUGGUAAACCCCACUACCUUGGACUUUUUAAAAAAAUGUUUAGAUAAAGAUCCAGUGAAACGGUGGACCUGUGAAAAGCUUCUUACACAUGCUUAUUUUCAAAACUUACAUUACAAAAUUGAAGAAAACGAUAUCCAAACUAAUGAUAAAAUAAGGGAUAAGUCUAGAAACUCGCUUCUGGGGACCACGUUACCGCAGUUGGCAGGAUCAACUCCAAUUAGCCCUUCUAAACCAAAUAAUAAUCUACAAAAAUCAAAAGUAGAUCAUUUGCCGACCAUUUGA
Molecule: messenger RNA, 1146 nt
Organism: Diabrotica balteata
Lineage: Eukaryota; Metazoa; Arthropoda; Insecta; Coleoptera; Chrysomelidae
Source: the annotation of a GenBank genome assembly